Molecule: messenger RNA, 4282 nt
Organism: Motacilla alba alba
Lineage: Eukaryota; Metazoa; Chordata; Aves; Passeriformes; Motacillidae
Gene: NIM1K
Product: NIM1 serine/threonine protein kinase
Exons: 4
Coding region: 626-1936 (436 amino acids)
Biological process (GO): protein phosphorylation; microtubule cytoskeleton organization; intracellular signal transduction
Cellular component (GO): cytoplasm
Molecular function (GO): ATP binding; protein serine/threonine kinase activity; tau-protein kinase activity
Source: RefSeq, a predicted model, not a curated record
GGUUGCUUGUGUAUUUAGGGUAAGUACUUCUGUGUCGGUGCUGCCAGAGUUAAACUGGUGAAAUGGUAUGGGUCGUGCUGUCAUUCAGUGAAGCGUAUGGCUGUUAUGUAAAGGUUUUAAUUACUUUCUUCAUCUGUCUGCUCAGAAACACCACGCGUCUGGCAAAAUUUUGAGAAGGCUCAAGGCGUUAAAGAAAGCUCAUCUAAAUAAAGGAGGGUUAACGUGACAUUGCAGUUACUUAAUCCUGUAUUGUCCUGCCAUGUGACUGCAGGGAUACUGAGGCGCAGCAUUUCUUUUGCCUGGUGCACAGAUUAUGCUUUUCCUGUUGUCUUCCAGAAUCAGCUGCUUUGUUGAACACACCAUGGGAAAGAAACAGGAGGGCAGCGUACUUUUUACAGCAAGGCUUCCACACACAGUGACAUUUCCAAGGUACAGUGACAAGCUCACAGGCUGAAGAAUGAAUCAAAGGCAUUCCCUACAGUCAGCUUUUGGACUUUUACCAGAAUCAAGGAGAACUACGCUCUUAAGUGUCCAUAAUGUGCAGGAUUGCAUAUUCAUGCAGAAUUACUUCAUUUAAACUUAUCAGGACAUCUUGUUAAAUGGGGAAGUGAUUACCCUAUAGACUAUGACAACAGGAUAUGUGAAUGAAGGAAGUCUUGGAAAAUACCGCUGUUCCAGGUGGCAUCACGAGGACAGCAGAGAAGAUGAUGGGCGCCCGGAGUGCCAUGAAGGAGAUGAGGAGGGCAAACAGCACAGGCUGACCCCAUUUGAGAAACUAAUGCAGGAUAUGUCUCAUAAUGAAAAAGUGGUGAAAGAAUUAACACUGGGAAAGAGAAUUGCCUUCUAUCGAGUCAGAGGAGAAAUAGGAAGUGGGAAUUUCUCACAAGUGAAGCUUGGAAUUCAUUCCCUAACCAAAGAGAAAGUUGCAAUUAAGAUUUUGGACAAGACAAAGCUAGACCGGAAGACUCAGCGUUUGCUGUCUCGUGAGAUAUCCAGCAUGGAAAAGCUGCACCACCCAAAUAUCAUCAGGCUGUAUGAAGUAGUGGAGACACUCUCAAAACUGCACCUGGUGAUGGAGUAUGCAGGAGGUGGGGAGCUCUUCACUAAAAUCAGUACAGAAGGAAAGCUGCUAGAAACAGAGUGCAAAAUAAUCUUCUCCCAGAUUGUGUCUGCUGUGAAGCACAUGCAUGACAACAAUAUCAUUCACCGGGACCUGAAAGCAGAAAACGUCUUCUACGCCAGUAACACCUGUGUUAAGGUGGGAGACUUUGGAUUCAGCACAAUAAGUAAAAGAGAUGAAACUUUAAAAACUUUUUGUGGCUCUCCUCCUUAUGCUGCUCCUGAACUCUUCCGAGAUGAAAACUAUAUUGGCAUCUACGUAGAUAUCUGGGCACUGGGAAUCCUCUUAUACUUCAUGAUGACAGGUAGCAUGCCAUUCCGGGCAGAUACAGUAGGCAAACUGAAAAAGUGCAUUCUUGAAGGGACAUACACUUUGCCUCCCUGCCUCUCAGAAAAUUGCCAGAAACUGAUAAAAGGAGUCCUUCAGCCAGUACCAACCAAGAGAUACUCUGUCAAACUCAUUAUGAACAGUGAAUGGAUGCAAGGAAUACAGUUCCCCAAACCUUUACAGACAUUUAAACUGGAUCCAAAGUAUUUAUCGGACAUCAGUACACUAAAAGAAGAAGAAAUUGAAGUGAAAAAUAUUCUGGAAGAUCUGGGAAUCACAGAACAGCACAUUCAGAACAACCGGGGAAGAGAUGCACGCAGCUCCAUAACAGGCGUCUACAGAAUCGUGUUGCACAGAGUACAGAAAAAAAGGGCACUUGAAUCUGUUCCUAUCAUGUCCCAGCCAGAUCCAAAAGAAGACGACUCAAGGAAUGGAAUCACUUCUUACAGUGGCAUUAAGCAUACAUCCAAGCUGUGUUCUAUUUUAUAAAAUUGCACUGCCGGCUUUAUGCUCAGCACAUUUGACAAAGGGGAUUGUUCACUUAUCCUUAAGCUGUAGUGUUACUAUUUUUUGUAAUUUUUGAAUAAACCAAAAAUGCCUAAUUUUCUUUGCAUUUCUCAAUUGACAGUGAAGCACUCAAAACCGGAGCUCUUGUGCGUUUGUUUGACUCUUUCUCCAUAUACUUGGUAUAGCCAGUGCAAGAACCCAGUAACUGCAAAGAUCCUGAGUGGAGGGGAUAUUUUAAUAAACAGCAUGCUACUGCACUUAACCUGUUUGGGAGAUUCUCUGCACAGGCAUGUAACAGCUAACUUGUGAAAGCUUUACCUGAGCUCCACACUUCACCAAUGCAAACCAGGACAGUUGCAGAGAACUAAAUUUAAGCAGAGACCAGACUAUAACCUAAACAAUUGCAAAUUCUUCUUUUGAACUUCCUCAUCAAAGUUAACAAGUUAAUUUUUAAAAAGCGUUUUAUUUUCUUUCAAGAAACAUCAAAGCUCUUGUUGGCUGCAGUUCCCACCUUGUCACAAUUCCAGAAGACAAAUCAGGAUUCAGUACUUUAACCCUGUAUGUGUGGGCGCCUGACUGGUCGGGCUACCAUCAAUUACCCUUCUGACACCUUCCACUGCUUGCAUAAUUCUGCCACUCUGGAACUGCUUGGACUCCAGCUGCAUUCCAAUAAAGAAAGAUUUAAGCAUAUUCCAAAACCCAUGUAGUUUUAAGUUCUUGCCUUAGCCCUUAUUACCAGUAGCUGAAUGCAAGCAGCAGGAAAAUCAGCUUAUAGUUACUGAGCAUUACAGGUUUGUCCUCACUCCUGCCAUCCUGCUUUGGCAGCCAAAGCUCGCACAAAGCUGAUUGUGACAACUUGAUCACUGCAAGUUAAAAGCUGGACAGUCUGACAACUCCAGUUGUUCUGAGCAUCACCAAAAUGCAGAUGCUCUGAUUUUUAGCUUUAGUAGUUUAUUCUAUGCUUAGAUCUUCAACAGCAUCAACUCCAGUGCAAAGGACAAGUGUGGCAGCUGUUCUCUGAACAGGGACAGCUGACAUGCCUAAGCUAAGAGGCAGAACCUCUGAGUUUAGCUAAGGAAAGAUACCCAGCACAAGUGUACACAGGUACAGCUGGUGCUAUCGUAUUUAAAGGCAGGAUGCCUUAUCUGUUAUGAGACCAAUGAGACAAUAAUUUCACUUUAAAGGGAAUGAUUCAUAUAAAUGAGCUGUGGAAUGAUUCUGAAAGGCCACGCAUGGGAAACUGGACUCAGUGAGGCUCAGGUGUGUACAAAGCAAGAACCAAGCCUCCUUCACAGAAUUUCUGAGGAUAAAUAAAACAAUACCAAUUUUUAUAAAACAGUAAUUAAUUCAAUUUCAUAAAGUGGGUAUUAAUACCUCCACUAUACACAGUUUCCAUAUAAAAGCAUUUUAAUUUAUCUUGAAACAUGGCCCUGAUAAAAUUGUUUUACACCAGCCUAAGCAAUUCUUUUUUCCACUUCCGUAAUGGAAUUAGAAGAAGAAAUAGAAAUGUAAAUAAGAAGAAAUAAGCAGAAUGUCCACACAGCUUGUGACCACGACUUUGGGUUUUUACCAGAGCCAGCUUCCUCUUUCCUGUUAAAGAAAAAGAAAUCCAUCCUAAAAAACCAACAAGUCAGCACUACUCCAACAGGUUUCAAAUAUCUCAAACUUUAUUUUAAUAAAGGAUCAGCCUCACAGACCUGUGAGGUCUGUGCCAGUAGCUCACUUCUUGGCUUGUCCACUGCCAGCAAUGGACUUUGUUCCAUGACAGUUUGUUUUACAGAUGCCAAGGUUAAGUUUCAUGAGGGCAACCUAAACCAAAAUACUUGCAAACACUAUCAUCAUGCAUUGCUCCAUCAUUUUCAGCAGAACAAACAGAUUAGUAUUCAUCAAUUUAUAAUAAACAACUAUUUUACCAAGGCUUGACUGUACAAAUACAGCAAGUUAUCAAAUCCUAGUGAGUGACAGGUAAUACAAACACUUCAUUACACACACACAAAAAAAAUGUAAUUAACAGAAAUAAUCUUUUGCUACUUUAUAUUAGAUAGUGUAGCUUCGUAGAAUUAGCAAAGAAAUAAAUUCAAUGAAACUUCAUUCUGUACAUUAGCUCAACUUAAAUAUAUAUAUACAUAUAUAUGUAUGUAUAUAUAUAUAUUACAAGCUUAAAAGGCUCAUAUCAUAGUUCAUUUCCAAUCUGGGCUUUAAAAAUCUACCAGAAUGGACUCCCCAUAACCACUGUAAAUCUAUCUACUGCUUGCAAAAUGGAUAGCUUUAGCUUGCACGCUGGGGAAGGGGGGAAAGAAAUAAAAGACUCCACUCCUACAGUAUUAC